Molecule: messenger RNA, 1122 nt
Organism: Alternaria postmessia
Lineage: Eukaryota; Fungi; Ascomycota; Dothideomycetes; Pleosporales; Pleosporaceae
Gene: GPI8
Product: glycosylphosphatidylinositol anchor biosynthesis
Exons: 2
Coding region: 1-1122 (373 amino acids)
Biological process (GO): protein localization to cell surface; proteolysis; attachment of GPI anchor to protein
Cellular component (GO): GPI-anchor transamidase complex
Molecular function (GO): GPI-anchor transamidase activity
Source: RefSeq, a predicted model, not a curated record
AUGAAGUUCUCCACCGCGCUUCUGCCUCUACUGGCAGCUCCUUUCGUCGCUAGCGAACAUACAUCCAACUGGGCCGUCCUCGUCUCGACAUCACGCUUCUGGUUCAACUACCGACAUCUCGCCAAUGUACUCUCCUUAUAUCGCACCGUCAAGCGUCUCGGGAUCCCCGAUUCGCAAAUCAUCCUCAUGCUGCCUGACGACAUGGCGUGCAACCCUCGUAACGCCUUCCCUGGAACCGUCUACAACAACGCAGACCGCGCGCUAGACCUCUACGGUGACAACAUCGAGGUAGACUACCGGGGAUACGAAGUCACGGUUGAAAAUUUCAUCAGAUUGAUGACGGACAGAGUGGGAGAGGACAUGCCGCGGAGUAAGAGGCUGAUGACGGACGAACGGAGUAACAUCCUCGUAUACAUGACGGGCCAUGGCGGAAACGAAUUUCUCAAGUUUCAAGACGCAGAGGAGAUCAGUGCAUUCGAUCUCGCAGAUGCGUUCGGACAGAUGUGGGAGAAGAAACGCUACCACGAAAUCCUGUUCAUGAUAGACACAUGCCAAGCCAACACCAUGUACUCCAAAUUCUACUCUCCCAACAUCCUCGCAACCGGCUCCUCAGAGAUUGACCAAUCUUCCUACUCACACCACGCCGACAACGACGUUGGCGUCGCGGUUAUCGACCGCUACACAUACUACAACUUGGAGUUUUUGGAAACGCAAGUCCGCGAUCCGACUUCCAAACUGACAAUGGGCGAUCUGUUCGACAGCUACGACGAGGAGAAGAUUCACAGUCACCCAGGUAUACGGUACGAUCUCUUCGAAGGAGGAGAGCAGGCGGCACGGGAGAGACGAGUCAUGGAUUUCUUCGGCAAUGUGCAGAAUGUAGAAGUAGAGGGGAGGAACGAGACAGGAUGGGUACGAGAGGCGGGAAGUGUGGUCAAGAUGGCGAAAUCGCAUGACCAAAGUGUUGAGAACGUUAGUUCUGAACAGGUCUCACACAGUGCACGGAGAGAAGGUGCUUGGAAAGUGGAUGAAGAGCAAGGGUGGACAAAGCAAGCCUACGGAGCCGCGGUGCUGGUAGGCUGUGCAGGCGUCUGGCUUGCGGGAAGUUGGAUAGAGUCCAUGUAG